AUGCGUUCCCACGGCCAAGGGGGCAGAAUCCACGAUCAGGGUGGUGGCCGAUUUGACUACCCACUUGCCCCGGUCAGGCUCCACCACGCAGGUCUUGUCAGCCUCGAUUGUCCCUCCAGGACUCCUCCUAUAAAUACUAAGCUCAUGACUACAUUCAAAGGGAGUAGUGGUACAUUGUAA
Prunus armeniaca (apricot) is the source of this 180-nucleotide messenger RNA. Lineage: Eukaryota; Viridiplantae; Streptophyta; Magnoliopsida; Rosales; Rosaceae. The record is from the annotation of a GenBank genome assembly.